GGGGAGGGAUGGGUGUCACUUUUAGUAAUUCUCUCAGUUUUUAUAAUACCUGUAUAGUAUAAUUUCAACUUGGCCAAAACACAAUUCAAAAAUACAUAAAAAUCUAGUUUAUAAUUAACUUUAAUGACGUAAUUGUAAUCUAGCCAAUGAUGUCAAGAGACAUACCAGUAAUCGUAUAUUCAGACGUCUGGCACUUGACGAAACAACACCAAAUGCUGCGAAUCAAUACAAUAUUAUAAAUGUUAAAGGAAACAUUGACAUCAGAAUGUCUGUUUUUGGAGCUUUAUUUUAUGUGAUUAGCAAUAAUAUUACGCCGAUUUUCGUAUGUGUAGCUAUAUUCCUUCUAGCACGAUGGUUGACUCAGCCAAAGGAUCCCUGGAUUCUUCCACCUGGGCCAUUUGCCUGGCCGAUCAUUGGAAAUCUUAACAAGAUCAUGCCCAAAGAAGGAGAUAACAGUGGAGCUAGGCGUGUUUUGGAAAUUGCCAGGCAAUAUAAAACGGACAUCUUAAGCUUCAAAAUCGGUUCCACACAAGCUAUCGUUCUCCGCAAGUUUGCAGAUGUGAAAGAGGCGUUUAGUAAAGAUGAGUUCACUUUCGUGAAUCCAACAGGACCUGUGAAGUUCAUUGCCCCUGGUAUAAUUGGCACUGAUGGAGCACAAUGGAAGGAGCAAAGACGAUUUGCUCUCUCUACAUUACGGGAUUUCGGCCUUGGUAAGAACAAAGCUCAGGACAUUAUACAAGAAGAAUUGCAGAAAGUGGUAGAGACAUUUAACGAGAGGGGAGGACAACCAUUCAACUCCAAAACGUUGAUAUGCAACAUGGUUUCAAAUAUAAUUUGUUCUUUGAUUUUUGGACACCGUUUUGAUUACGAUGACAAGACUUUCCAACGCAUUCUUUUCUGUAGCGAUCAAAUCAUGAAUUCUUCUAUGAGAUAUAUAAUUCUUGGUUAUCUUCUCCCGAUAUGGAUAAAGAAUAUCAUCCCCGGUGACCUAUUCCGAAUUGAGUAUGCGAAAUCACUGAUGAGCGAGAUUAAAAGAGAUAUUAUUCUGAAAAAAUACAAAGAGCACGUUGCUCAUUACAGCGAUGACGAGAGCCGGGACUACAUGGAUGCGUUUAUAAAGGAAAUGAAGACGCACAAAUCAAAGGGAAAAGAACAUUGGUUUACCGAGGAACAACUGCUUGACAAUGUAGUCGAUCUUUUCUUUGCGGGCACAGACACAUCAACUACAAUAAUCAGAUGGCUCUUCUUGUACAUGGCUAAUUACCAGGAGAUACAAGAGCAAGUCAGAGCAGAAAUACAGGACGUUUUGGGAGAUGGAAGACUGCCAACUAUGACAGACAAACAGAAUAUGCCAUUUACAGAAGCAACCAUUUUAGAAGUAAUGCGAAAACAACCAGUUGCGGAACUGUUAUAUACAAGGCAUACAUCAGAUGAUGCAACUGAGUUCAAGGGUUUCUUGCUGCCCCCUAGAACUUUGGUCAUACCCAACAUCUAUGCCAUCAUGAAUGAUCCUGAUCACUGGACGGAACCCGAGAAGUUCAACCCUCUGAGAUUUAUUGGGGAAGAUGGGCAAAUGAUCAAAGAUGACCACGUGUUGUCAUUUUCAAUUGGCAAGCGUCAGUGUCUCGGUGAGCCUCUAGCAAGAAUGGAACUAUUUUUGUUCUUUGUGGGCAUCAUGCAGAAGUUCAGAAUUGAGAUACCACCAGGAAGGGAAGCUCCACUGAAAGUUGAACUGGGCAGUGGGGUAGAUACACCAGUAAUAUCGGAGCUUUGUUUCAUAGGCAUUGAAUAACUUUACAUGCAUGUGAACAUGUAGUUUCAAGCGCUGUCGGAUAGGGGAGAUAUAUACAGUGGAGAACAUAAAGAAUUAGUAUAGCUGUGAAAAAUACAUGGUGUCGCACAGUCAUGUAAUAAAUUCUUGCCUCAGUGAAUUCAGUGCUCUAUUUUAUCCGUCUUAGUAAGUCCAAAUAUUGUGGAAUUUGUGUCCAAAAUGACAAAUAGGAACUUAAAGAUUUGAAGUGGAUAUUCCCACUCUUCAAAUGUUGAGGUGAUUUUGGAGCCCGAUUACGCCGCAAGGAGGAUUGGAUCCCAGAAUGCAACAUGA
Messenger RNA from Owenia fusiformis, 2104 nucleotides. The record is from the annotation of a GenBank genome assembly. NCBI's taxonomy places the organism in Eukaryota, Metazoa, Annelida, Polychaeta, Sabellida, Oweniidae.